UUUCAGGCUCUUCAGUGUGGGCGUUUGGUAUCCGGCAUGGCUGCUACCUGUUUCUGGCUGGAGCCUCGGACACUGGCUCACUGCAGUUGGUGGUGUCGAUAGAGUGGUAGGAGGGCAGCCAGUAGCGGGAGCUUCUCCUGCCGGGCAGGAAGACGAGUAGAAGGGAGCGGCACCGAGGCAUGCUGGAGGCUGGAGCCUGAGCCCCUGGGGCUCGCCUUGCUGUGGUUGGUGGUGACGUGGGACACUGCAGCUCGGCCAGAGUGGUAGAAAUGUCCUGGUGUAGACUCCAGAGUUCCUGCUCGUGCAAUCUUGAGCAGGGCAGGGCCCCUACACCCACUGCGGUUCUCCGGCCUGCACCUCCCGCCCACACCCCAUGCUCUGUGUUGGCUUUUCUGGCUUUGCCCGUCUAGCUGCUCCAAGCCAGGCUGGAGGAGGAGGAGAAGGAAUCACCUGUGGUACGCUGGAGCCUGCAUAUGGCGUGACUGUGCAGCUCGCCUCGUGUGAUUGAUGGCAGCCACCAAGACUGCAGCUCGACAGGAGUGAAUUAUCAGGAGUCGGCGCCGUGGCAGCUUCGGGAUAACUUGAGGGCGCAUCCUGGGGAAGAAACACCUCCUGUCCGUGGUGCUGACUGCUGAGGACAGCGCUUCGGCGUGGCUUCUCCGUGGCCCAGCUUCUUUGGUGCAUUUUUCUUUCAUGGUUCAUCCAUAUGGCUCGAAAUGAAAAUUACGUUAGUUUGUUAUGGAUGAAGAGUAUUGCGUUGUGCAGCUAUACUGCAGUUUCCUCAUCCCUUCAUCUGUGGAUGGACAGGUUCCACAGUGUUGCCACGGAUGACCUGAUUUCAGUACCCGUGUCUGGCUGAAGAGUAUCUGGUUGUGACUGGAUACUGCAGUUUCUGGAUCCCAUCCUCUGCGGGUGGACAGGAUGGUAGAGAGCAGUUUACAGCCUGAGACCCAUCACUAGGUCUAAAAACGAAAACCAAGUCCUGCUAAAUCUUAAACACCCACUGCAAUUAAAGCCUCAUCUUCAGGCCCCAUAGAAGAUGCCAAUUUAAAUAAACUGCUGCAUUCCUGAGACACAGGGCAAGAAAUGAAAGCUAUUCAACUCCUCAAGACCCAGGGACUAUUGUGAAAGAGGUGCAGAAGACCCAGGUUUAUCUUGGAACCUGAAGAGGAGAGGAAAUUCAUGGAAAUCAUAGGUUUCUCCAUCUUUCUGGUAGUGAACUGAUGUCCAGAAGUUUGAUGGCUGAAGAGUACACCAUUGUGCAUAUAUCCUUCAAUUCCUGCAUUUUUUCAUCUGUGGAAAGACAAGUUUUUGGGGAACAGGCGGUGUUUGAUUAUAUGAACCGGAAGAGCUGGGGUGUUCUCAGGAGCCACCGUGUGCCGCGGCAGCUUCGGGGUAACUUGAGGCUGCAUCCUGGGGAAGAAACACCUCCUGUCCGUGGCGCUGACGGCUGAGGACAGAGCUUUGGUGUGGCUUCUCUGCGACUGGCUUCUUCGGGGAGUUCUUCCUUCAUGGUUCAUCCAUAUGGCUCCAAAUGAAAAUUAUAUUAUUUUGUUAUGGAUGAAGAGUAUUACGUUGUGCAGAUAUACUGCAGUGUCUUCAUCUCUUGAUGUGUGGUUGGGUAGGUUCCACCAUGUUGCCGCAGAUGACGUGAUUUCAGUACCUGUGUCUGGCUGAAAAGUGUUUGUUUGUGAAUGGAUAUUGUGGUUUCUGGAUCUCAUCCUCUGCGGGUGGACAGGUUUCUCCACCUUGCUGGAAGUGACCUGAUGUCCAGAAGUUUGAUGGCUGGGGAGUAUACCAUUGUGCAAGCAUCCUUCAUUUCCUGCAUUUCUUCCUCCAUGGAUGGACAGAAACAUUUGCAGACACAGAAGGACAAAUACUGCAGGAUCUCACUGACAUGGGAGCUAAAAAAAACUUGAUCCCAUGGACACAGAGAAUACAAUGGCAGUACCAGAGGCCGGGAAGACUGGAGGCUUCUCAGUGGCUUGAAAGCUCAGCUGACUGCCACGAAAUUUGCCGGGAACUCAAGACUGUCGGUGACAUUUGUGGCGCCAAGACUUAAGCAGAUUGGGAACCCGGAGUUACCUGCUAGUUGGUGAAACUGGUUGGUAAACGCGAUCUGCUGGCUGCUACCGGCUUCCCCUGGCUGUUAAAAGCAGAUGAUGGCUGAGGUUGAUUCCAUGCCGGUUGCCUCUUCUGUGAAGAAGCCAUUUGGUCUCAGGAGCAAGAUGGGCAAGUGGUGCUGCCACUGCUUCCCCUGCUGCAGGGGGAGCGGCAAGAGCAACGUGGGCACUUCUGGAGACCACGACGACUCUGCUAUGAAGACACUCAGGAGCAAGAUGGGCAAGUGGUGCCGACACUGCUUCCCCUGCUGCAGGGGGAGCGGCAAGAGCAACGUGGGCGAUUCUGGAGACCAUGACGACUCUACUAUGAAGACACUCAGGAGCAAGAUGGGCAAGUGGUGCUGCCACUGCUUCCCCUGCUGCAGGGGGAGUGGCAAGAGCAAGGUGGGCGCUUGGGGAGACUACGAUGACAGCGCCUUCAUGGAGCCCAGGUACCAUGUCCGUGGAGAAGAUCUGGACAGGCUCCACAGAGCUGCCUGGUGGGGUAAAGUCCCUAGAAAGAAUCUGAUCGUCAUGCUCAGGGACACUGACGUGAACAAGAAGGACAAGCAAAAGAGGACUGCUCUACAUCUGGCCUCUGCCAAUGGGAAUUCAGAAGUAGUAAAACUCCUGCUGGACAGACAAUGUCAACUUAAUGUCCUUGACAACAAAAAGAGGACAGCUCUGAUAAAGGCCGUACAAUGCCAGGAAGAUGAAUGUGCGUUAAUGUUGCUGGAACAUGGCACUGAUCCAAAUAUUCCAGAUGAGUAUGGAAAUACCACUCUACACUACGCUAUCUACAAUGAAGAUAAAUUAAUGGCCAAAGCACUGCUCUUAUACGGUGCUAAUAUCGAAUCAAAAAACAAGCAUGGCCUCACACCACUGCUACUUGGUGUACAUGAGCAAAAACAGCAAGUGGUGAAAUUUUUAAUCAAGAAAAAAGCAAAUUUAAAUGCGCUGGAUAGAUAUGGAAGAACUGCUCUCAUACUUGCUGUAUGUUGUGGAUCAGCAAGUAUAGUCAGCCUUCUACUUGAGCAAAAUAUUGAUGUAUCUUCUCAAGAUCUAUCUGGACAGACGGCCAGAGAGUAUGCCGUUUCUAGUCAUCAUCAUGUAAUUUGUGAAUUACUUUCUGACUACAAAGAAAAACAGAUGCCAAAAUACUCUUCCGAAAACAGCAACCCAGAACAAGACUUAAAGCUGACAUCAGAGGAAGAGUCACAAAGGCUUAAAGGCAGUGAAAAUGGCCAGCCAGAGAAAAGAUCUCAAGAACCAGAAAUAAAUAAGGAUGGUGAUAGAGAGCUAGAAAAUUUUAUGGCUAUCAAAGAAGAAAUGAAGAAGCACGGAAGUACUCAUGUCGGAUUCCCAGAAAACCUGACUAAUGGUGCCACUGCUGGCAAUGGUGAUGAUGGAUUAAUUCCUCCAAGGAAGAGCAGAACACCUGAAAGCCAGCAAUUUCCUGACACUGAGAAUGAAGAGUAUCACAGUGACGAACAAAAUGAUACUCAGAAGCAAUUUUGUGAAGAACAGAACACUGGAAUAUUACACGAUGAGAUUCUGAUUCAUGAAGAAAAGCAGAUAGAAGUGGUUGAAAAAAUGAAUUCUGAGCUUUCUCUUAGUUGUAAGAAAGAAAAAGGCUUCUUGCAUGAAAAUAGUACGUUGCAGGAAGAAAUUGCCAUGCUAAGACUGGAGCUAGACACAAUGAAACAUCAGAGCCAGCUAAGAGAAAAGAAAUAUUUGGAGGAAGUUGAAAGUGUGAAAAAAAAGAAUGAUAAUCUUUUAAAGGCUCUACAAUUGAAUGAGCUCACCAUGGAUGAUGAUACCGCCGUGCUCGUCAUUGACAACGGCUCUGGCAUGUGCAAGGCCGGCUUUGCAGGUGACGAUGCCCCGCGGGCUGUCUUCCCUUCCAUCGUGGGGCACCCCAGGCACCAGGGCAUGAUGGGGGGCAUGCAUCAGGAGUCCUAUGUGGGCAAGGAGGCCCAGAGCAAGAGAGGCAUCCUGACCCUGAAGUACCCCAUGGAACACGGCAUCAUCACCAACUGGGAUGACAUGGAGAAGAUCUGGCACCACACCUUCUACAAUGAGCUGCGUGUGGCUCCCGAGGAGCACCCCAUCCUGCUGACCGAGGCCCCCCUGAACCCCAAGGCCAACCGCGAGAAGAUGACCCAGAUCAUGUUUGAGACCUUCAACACCCCAGCCAUGUACGUGGCCAUCCAGGCCGUGCUGUCCCUGUACACCUCUGGCCGUACUACUGGCUUCGUGAUGGACUCUGGUGACGGGGUCACCCACACUGUGCCCAUCUAUGAGGGGAAUGCCCUCCCCCAUGCCACCCUGCGCCUUGACCUGGCUGGGCGGGAACUGACUGACUACCUCAUGAAGAUCCUCACCGAGCGUGGCUAUAGGUUCACCACCAUGGCCGAGCGGGAAAUCGUGCGUGACAUCAAAGAGAAGCUGUGCUAUGUUGCCCUAGACUUCGAGCAGGAGAUGGCCACGGCGGCCUCCAGCUCCUCCCUAGAGAAGAGCUACGAGCUGCCCGAUGGCCAGGUCAUCACCAUCGGCAACGAGCGGUUCCGCUGCCCCGAGGCGCUCUUCCAGCCUUGCUUCCUGGGCAUGGAAUCCUGUGGCAUCCAUGAAACUACCUUCAACUCCAUCAUGAAGUCUGAUGUGGACAUCCGCAAAGACCUGUACACCAACACAGUGCUGUCUGGCGGCACCACCAUGUACCCUGGCAUGGCCCACAGAAUGCAGAAGGAGAUCGCUGCCCUGGCGCCUAGCAUGAUGAAGAUCAAGAUCAUUGCUCCUCCCAAGCGCAAGUACUCCGUGUGGGUCGGUGGCUCCAUCCUGGCCUCGCUGUCCACCUUCCAGCAGAUGUGGAUCAGCAAGCAGGAGUAUGAUGAGUCAGGCCCCUCCAUUGUCCACCGCAAAUGCUUCUAGGUGGACUCUGACUUAGUUGCGUUACACCCUUUCUUGACAAAACCAAA
Messenger RNA from Pan troglodytes (chimpanzee), 5080 nucleotides. RefSeq names its product POTE ankyrin domain family member G. Gene Ontology annotation, molecular function: protein binding. Bases 2160 to 5033 code for a protein of 957 amino acids. The transcript is spliced from 28 exons. Lineage: Eukaryota; Metazoa; Chordata; Mammalia; Primates; Hominidae. The record is from RefSeq and is a predicted model, not a curated record.